Messenger RNA from Theobroma umbraticum, 904 nucleotides. Its product is annotated as putative glutathione S-transferase. Gene Ontology annotation, biological process: glutathione metabolic process. Gene Ontology annotation, cellular component: cytoplasm. Lineage: Eukaryota; Viridiplantae; Streptophyta; Magnoliopsida; Malvales; Malvaceae. The record is from RefSeq and is a predicted model, not a curated record. Gene Ontology annotation, molecular function: glutathione transferase activity.
GCCAUGACAUUGGCAGCAACAAAAAAUUCAACUGAAAAUGGAAGAAGUGAAGGUUCUAGGGUCGUGGCCUAGUCCUUAUGGUUACAGGGUUCAAUGGGCUCUGGAACUUAAGGGUGUCGAGUAUGAAUACAGAGACGAAGAUUUAUUUAACAAAAGUGAUAUGCUCUUGAAGUAUAAUCCAGUUCAUAAAAAGAUCCCAGUUCUUGUUCAUAACGGGAAACCAAUUGCAGAAUCCGCUGUUAUUCUUGAGUACAUUGAGGAGACAUGGCCUCACAAUCCUUUGCUUCCAAAGGAUCCUUAUGAAAGGGCCAUGGCACGGUUCUGGAUCAACUUUGUGGACGAUAAGGAUAAGGCUGCUCCAUUCGUGUCAUUCUUCAUUACCGCUGGAGAGGAGCACAAGAAGGCAGCCAAGGAAGCGAAGGAGUUGCUAAAGAUGUUAGAAGAACAAGCUCUUGGGGAGAAGAAAUAUUUCGGUGGUGAGGAAAUUGGGAUGGUGGACUUGGCCAUGGGGUGGAUGGCUGCCUCUUUUGGAGUCAUUGAAGAGAUAGUUGAUGUAAAGAUACUAGAUGCUGAGAGCUUCCCUCGCUUACAUGCUUGGAUUCACAAUUUCAGGGCACAUCCUGCGAUAAAAAACAACCUUCCUGAUCAUGAUCAGUUGUUCGUCUCUUUCUCCAAGAAAAGAGAGAUGUUUCUUGCGUCCACCACAACAUGAAGACUAGCUUUCAUUUCCUUCAUAUAUAUGCUUGCUUAAUUCCUAGCUAGUACUGGACUAAUAUGUGUGAGGCAAAUAACCACUACUAUUUCCUCUAUAUAUUUUGCUUGUUCAAGCUAUAAUUGAAGCCCAGUUUUUUUUUUUUCUUUUUUCCCUUCGCUUGAGAAAUUGAAUUAGGUAAUUUUGGUUGUC